AUGUCAGUCUCUCAUAAGGGCCUAUCGAUCGGUAGCGAUACACUGGACGCUCCAGCAGUGUCUGCCGAGCUGGAAACGCUUCACAAUUUCUAUUGGGUUUCUCACAAGGAGCCGCAUGCGGUGCGGAGGCAUGCAAUCCUCAAAUCGCAUCCAGAGGUGAAAAAGCUCAUGGGACCUGAGCCUCGCACCAAAUAUAUUGUAACCGGGGUUGUGUUACUUCAGUGCGCCAUGGCGUUCAGUCUGCGCAACACAAGCCCUCUUUCCUGGAAAUUCUGGCUCUGUGCGUACGUGGUGGGCGCAACAGCUACCCAGAACAUCUUCUUGGCUAUUCACGAGCUUUCUCAUAAUCUGGCAUUCCGGAAGCCUUGGCAUAACAAGCUCUUCUCGGUGUUCACCAACACACCCAUCGGCAUUCCGUAUGCCGCCUCUUUCGGCCCAUACCAUCAACUCCAUCAUAAGUUUCUCGGGGACGAACUUUACGACACCGAUAUACCGACCAAAUUUGAGGCGGUCGUUCUGUCAAAUGUUUUGGGAAAGGCCUUCUUCGCAACAUUUCAGAUCUUCUUUUAUGCAUUCAGGCCUAUGUUCGUGACUUCGAUACCAAUGUCUCCGCUUCAUUUGAUCAACGUUGCAUACCAGCUAACAUUCGACUACUUCUGGAUCACAAAUUUCGGCAUCAAAUCUUUCCUCUACUUCAUCAUUUCUGCAUUUUUGGCUGGAUCUUUGCACCCAUGCUCUGGCCAUUUCAUCGCUGAGCAUUACAUGCUGAGUAUGGAGGAAGCCCUUGCAGGCGGUAAGCUUGCAUACAAAAACACUCCAGCGGAGACUGAGACUAUCCACUCCACCGAAGAGUCUGAUGUCACUCGCCCAGACGUUCAGUUUCACAAAGAUUAUGCACUCGAGACCUAUUCCUACUACGGUAUCUUGAAUUUCUUCACCUGGAAUGUUGGCCUGCACAAUGAACACCACGAUUUCCCAUUUGUACCAUGGUCUAGGCUAUGGGAGUUGAACCGUCUAUGUCCUGAAUACUACCAGAACUUGCCAAAGCACGAUUCUUGGUGCAUGGUCAUUUGGAAUUUCGUCUUCACUCAUGACGUUACCUUAUACAACAGGGUCAAACGAGUCAACCAACAUCUCAUGAAGGCCGAGUAA
This is a messenger RNA of Lachancea sp. 'fantastica', 1152 nucleotides long. The record is from the annotation of a GenBank genome assembly. NCBI's taxonomy places the organism in Eukaryota, Fungi, Ascomycota, Saccharomycetes, Saccharomycetales, Saccharomycetaceae.